Radiomyces spectabilis is the source of this 1213-nucleotide messenger RNA. RefSeq names its product Reticulon-domain-containing protein. Lineage: Eukaryota; Fungi; Mucoromycota; Mucoromycetes; Mucorales; Radiomycetaceae. Bases 19 to 1119 code for a protein of 366 amino acids. The record is from RefSeq and is a predicted model, not a curated record. The transcript has 2 exons.
UUUUUUUUCUUCUUCGUCAUGCAAUCUGCUGAACCCGAGAUCCAUCGAAGACCUCUUACUCCACCCAUGGAUCAUUCCUUAAAGAAUACUGAUACUGGUCUCACCAACACGGCGGCUCCUACCACCAUGCCGUUGGAUAAACUGUCAAGCACUCAACCAGAGCACACUCACACUCACACCACGGCGGCUCCUUUGGCCGCCAAUGAUAACGCCUUUUUUGCGCCUCAAGAUCCCGUCACGAAGCCCCAAAAUGGCGACCCAGGUUUCCCUACAUCCACCAUGGAUCAAACGAUGCGGCAGCGCAAGGCGCCUGGUGUUGAUACCAGCAAACUUUCCAAUAAUGACUCUUUUGAGCGUAAAGAGGACAAGAUGAACACAGGCAAUCGACCCACUCGCAGCUACAGUGGAUCCUCGCACCGUAAUGAAACCACUGACCAUAUGGAACGUGAAGUCUGGCGCGUUUUGCGUUGGGAAAACCCUGUUCGUUCCGCAGCGAUUCUCGUGUUGUCUGUGGGCUCGAUUCUCUUGACCCGUCACUACUCAUUAUUGCAAAUUUCUUCUGCUCUUCUUACCGUGGCCAUCGGUUUGAACUUUUUAUAUGUGACUUUUAUGACACAAAGCCAAAAGGUGUUCAACGACGGCCAAUCCAGUCACCCUUACACUGGUGUGCUUCAGAAGGAAAGCUUAACCGAAAUGAACAAGCAAAAUGUUCAACGCUACAGUUCUGUGCUCGUCGACCUUGCUGAAACCGUGGCUCAUGCUUUGGCCCGUAUUGUGUUGAUUGAAAACAGCGCCACCAGUCUGAAAUGGUUGGCCAUAUUUUACACUACCUGGACAAUCUCUGCCUAUGUCUCUAGCAUGACCAUUCUUCUUAUCUUUUUGAUUUCUGCUUUCAUUUUCCCUCGCUUGUACUUGUCCAACAAGGAUGUGGUGGACGCGCAUCUCCAGCAAGGUGAAACUCUUCUCCGUAACCAGCUUUCUCGCGCACAAGGCGUGACCACCGAUACAUUUAACGAUGCUUAUCACAAGGCACGUGCUUAUAUGGCUCAAGUCGGUACCACUGGUACAGAUGCCGCCAAUACGCUCAACCGUGAAUCGGUCGUUCUCAAGGAUAAUUAAGCCUCUUUUUUUUUUUUUACCUUACCAUUAUUUGUAAAUUUCUGCUUUGAUCGUUGAAACAAAAAUAAAAAUAUUGUGAAUAUGUAUACUACAC